Molecule: messenger RNA, 1103 nt
Organism: Gossypium arboreum
Lineage: Eukaryota; Viridiplantae; Streptophyta; Magnoliopsida; Malvales; Malvaceae
Product: axial regulator YABBY 4
Exons: 6
Coding region: 99-665 (188 amino acids)
Biological process (GO): polarity specification of adaxial/abaxial axis; plant ovule development; multicellular organism development
Cellular component (GO): nucleus
Source: RefSeq, a predicted model, not a curated record
GCCCACCACAUCAUCCUCAUUGUCUCUCUCUCUCUCCCCCUCACUUCCUCACACACAAACUCUCAGAAACAGACAAACUAACAUCAACAAAGAAGAAAAUGUCGACACUGAAUCAUCUCUUUGAUCUCCCUGAGCAGAUUUGUUAUGUACAAUGUGGUUUCUGCACUACCAUUUUACUGGUAAGUGUCCCAUGUAACAGCUUGUCCAUGGUGGUGACAGUGAGAUGUGGGCACUGCACAAGCCUUCUCUCAGUUAAUAUGAUGAAAGCUUCGUUUGUCCCACUGCACCUUCUAGCUUCCUUUGCUCAUGAUGAUGAGCCAAAAGAAGAAGCAGUUUCAGAAGAAGUGGGUGGCCAUAGGAAGACCUCAGACAGGCGCAGCCCAUCGUUGAUGAGCUCUUCCGAUAAUGGAGAAGAAGAUAUAGUCCGUGUGAAUCCCACAGUCAACAAGCCGCCAGAGAAGAGGCAAAGAGCUCCAUCAGCUUAUAAUCGCUUCAUCAACAGAGAAGAGAUCAGGAGACUGAAAACUCAAAAUCCCAACAUUCCGCACAAAGAAGCCUUCAGCACUGCUGCAAAAAAUGUAUGUUUCAGACACCCAAAAGAAUCAACAAGACAAACCCAUGCUUUCCAGCAUAUGUUUUGUAAUAUAUAUAUAUAUAUGUCUUAAUAUUUCAGUGGGCCCACUUUCCUCCCAUUCACAAGCACAACAAAGGAGAAGGAGUGAGUUGUGAGCGGGACGAGGGAGAGGCGUCAUGGAACGUAGAGGCUACUGAGGUUCACAUACAAGGCAAUGAUUUCCGUGAAAGAAAAGCCGCAAGGAAUUCCAUAUGGACCAAGUCACCAUUUGAGUGAAGUGAUGAACAAUUAAUUCUAUCCCUAAUUAAUUUUAUUAGUAUAAAAUUUCUUCCACAAACUAUUAACUCCUUUAGGGCUACUGAUACAUGAAUAUAUGUACUAUAUAAAGGUAGGUUUCAAAAUCAUAUGCCCUUUUCUGGGAGAUGCUCUUGGGAAUGAAGUCUUCACUGCAAGUCUGUACUAGAUAUGACUGUCUUCCAAAAAAAAAAACACUUUAGUUUUCUUAAGAGAAAUUCCAAGUUUACUAUUA